AGAGCAUUUCAGUUUUUUUCUUCACAUUUGCAUGUGAAAACUUGAAUCCCCACCAGCUCUGCCUCUCAGCUCUUCUCAAGUUGUGAUGUCUUCAGUUCUCUGUUUUUUACUUGCCUUCCCUCGCCAGUAGAGAAACUUCACUUCAUUUUUUUAAGCACACUUUUUAAUCUGUCUAGCUGGGAUAAGAAUGCAUCGCCAAUGCGCCAGAAGAUUUCCCCAUAACUGACAGUUCAAGUGACAUGCGCUAAAGCUCCCGUUAUCCCAGCUCCGGCCAUGAUGGAAUCCAAUCUUUCUUUGCUCUCCUCCUUGAAAGAGGAGUUCAAGCCUGAGGAUUAUGUCCAGCCCCAUUACAAAGAGUCCUACCGGCUAGCCAUUGACUCUCUGGUUAGUGGAGGCAAACCUGUUUAUCAAGAGUUCAUCAAAGCAGAGAAAAUCGUGAGCUUCCUUUCUGAGGACGAAAUCCACUUUAUCACACAAAACGCUGAGCAGCUGCCUGUUAGCAUCCAGCUGGAGGAACCGGAUCUCCCAGCAAACGAUGAAGUGUCAACAGGGACAUACUGGCCCACGCAUUCUGAUGCUCCUCCCCCUGACCUAGACCUGGGAUGGCCAGAGGUCAUUCACAGCAGGCUCCAGACCAACAUUGAUUUGCUGUACCAUCCGCCCAGGCUGAACAGCCCCACCAUCAAGGAGGUGGUGAGGAAACAUAUUCAGGAUGCUAGACAGGUCAUUGCCAUCGCCAUGGACGUGUUUACUGAUGUGGAUAUUUUUAAAGAGGUAGUUGAUGCGUCUGUCAGGGGUGUUCCUGUCUAUAUUCUGCUGGAUCACAGUCACUUCAAAAGCUUUCUCACUAUGGCUGAAAACCAUGAGAUUCAGAUUCAAAAACUCAGGAACAUGAGGGUGCGUACAGUGAAAGGCCAGGAGUACCUCUGCCGGUCAGGUGCCAAGUUCCAUGGAGCCAUGGGGCACAAAUUUCUCCUAGUUGACUGCCAAACGGUGUUUUUUGGAUCAUACAGUUUCAUGUGGUCCUAUGAGAAGAUCCACCUCAGCAUGGUUCAGCUCAUAACAGGCAGACUGGUGGAGUCUUAUGAUGAGGAGUUCCGGACCCUUUAUGCCCGCUCCUCAAUUCCAGCAGAAUUCCAGCCUCAGGAUAUCUUUCCUGACAAGAGAUUGAACGGCAAAGUGGAAGGCUACCUUGGUCACCCCACCAAAGCCUUUGAAAGGAAGGAUCAUUUAAGACAUACACUAGAUUCAGUGUACCGACAAACAUGUGAAAGGCAGCCAGGUUUUAGGAGUAUAAUGGAAGACAUCCCUGCGCCAAUUGCCCACCAUAGUAGAUUCCUUCAGGAAACAUCAGAUUUCAACAAACGACACAGCUAUGCAGGGGAGAGACAGGAACCUUCAUACAUCCCUCAGUACUCCAGAUACGGUUCCAGUAACUGGAAUGUGGCAGAAGAAAGCAGGCGUUAUGUGGGGAACCACUAUCCAAACGCUAUGGAGAACCCAUAUGAAAACUCCAGGCUGAAUAUGAUGAACAGGAGCGCUAACCUUCGCCAGUCCUACCAUGGUCAUGACAAACAAGUUCAUUUAAUGCAGCAGAACCUGCCCAGCUUAGCCAACACUUCCAAAUCAUUUUUGCGCAGCUGGAGGAUAGAGUCUUACCUCAACAACAGUGAGGUUCCACUUGGAGAAUCCUAUGAUUAUCUGGACCCAUACGAAAUGGAGAACAAGCCUGCUCCUCCGGUGCAUUCUCGUCUUAGAUCAUCCCUGGUUUUCAAGUCUACCAUCCCCGAACACCCAGAAACCAGCAGUUACACCAAUGAGUCCUCAUCCUCUGUUCACCACGACGGGUUUGGACUGAGACCAGGCGUUCAAUACUACCCGCCAACACAGAGGAAUCAAAGCGGAUUAAUGGACAGUCGUGUGCAGCCUGAUGAAUUUAUGUUAAAGAGACGCAGUAUGCAGAUGUUAGACCAUUCAGGGAAUAACAUGUGCUAUAAUUCAGGGAGAGAUGCGUUAUAUGCCAGUUUGGGCCGAGCUAAAAGUCGACUUCUGACUAAGGAUCCCGAGCAAGAGAACUUGUACAAGCGGCACAGUGUGGCAGAUCCUAGAUACAACUCAUACAAUAACAACAUUAAAGAAUCCUCCAGUCACAUGUAUGGAUCUCUGUUGAGAAGACAGACAGAGAGGACUACUGUUGGAGAGAGUUCAGGAGAAAGAGGGUAUUCCCAAAAUCUGAAGGAGGACCAGAGAUCUGUUUCCCAUCACGACUUCCACAAGGUAGACCACAAAGAUCCAUCGUGCACAAUCUGGCAAGAGCCUCCCUCCAGGACUGUGUCAGCAACUGUCCUAGAUGUUGAGGACAAAGGACAACGCAAACCCAAUGGCAUGUCCUCACCACGAUUCUUUAAAAAGAGCACCAAAAAAAUAAAAUCUCUUCUUAAUAUUCCGGAAAAAAGGGAGAACUCACCCAAACAAAAGAACACAUCAAGCCCUAAAGUGGGCGGCAGCUCUGACACCGUUCUUUCGGAUGACAGGGACUAUAAGGCACAGCAGGGUAUGAAACAGUGGGACUACACAGCCGUUUCUAUGAAAUCCACUGACAGCAGCAGGCUAAAAAGAGCAAAUGGGUGGGCCUCUGAAAAUGAAAACCAUGCUGUGACUGGAGAAUUAUCUUCUCCUCGUUUUAACACGGAGGAGCAUGCUGCUUCCCCAGCUGGUGAUGGGAAUGUGAGAUCAUCAGGACAGCCCUGUGUCAGGGCUCCAGAUGAGAGAUCAGGUUCAGCUCGGGGAAGAACGAGUCAAGGGCAGAGAGAGAUUGUUGGAGGGAACAGAUUGUACAGCAGGUUUGAGUCUCUUUACACUUACGAGAAUAAGCACAACUCCUCUGAUCGCAGUGCAUCUUCAAACAGCCACACAGCAGAGAAACACAGGAAUCCCUUCCUCACCCAAGGAACUUCAAACACUGAUCGAAGCAAUCAUGUAGCCCCACACACACAUACUCAUGAUAAUAAAUUAGGCCGGUUCAUACAGAGGGUUGGAAAUUUGAUAAAUAAGAAUAAAUAAGUGAUAAUCUGCUUCAUUAACAGAUAAUACAGUUGCGUUCCGAGAUUCUUUGAGGUUGUCAAAGCAGUUUCUGAAGUUAACACUUCAUUUUCAAAAGUCUGUUUUUUCUUAAAAACUUCAGAUCUUGUAUUUUCUCCAGAAUUAAGAAAGCUUCAUGUCACACGAUUUUAGUUGGCCACUUUCUUUUUUAUAAAGACUAUCAGCCCAAUCCUGUUAAUUCAAUUAAUAACAACAGUGCAUACAAAAAUAAAAUGAACUGUAUUUUGUUUUCCAACUAUGCUGCAAUUUAGGAAGAAAGUGCAAUGUAUAAUACUGCCAAAAUUGUGCAAAUGAUUAAAUUGACGGAUGCUUUCUGGGUUUGUGAGGCAUUUUUACCUCGUGCAAAAUAUCAUCAUUCUUCCUUUAAUGGGAAAUCCACUGAUGUAACAAUUUCAGAAUAAUACAUUAUUUCAUUUUUUGGUUUGAUGUGAAAUGUGCUAUUUUAAUUCAUUAAGUAAAACUAAAAUCUGUGUGGUAGUGAUUGGAACCAGACAGAAGAGUUGAAUGCCUCUAAAGGUUAAAUUAUUGUAACAAUGUUACAGGAAAUUGUUAAUAUUAUGCUUUCUGGUACAUUUUUACAUAAUAUUUUUUACAUAAACUAUAAAAGCUGCAAUGAACCCUUUUAUUUUGAACAGCUCUGAGUAACAUAUUAACAAUUAGGUUUAUCACACUGAAACAGAUAAUAGCUCAUUUAGAUGGCUUUUUCAGUCCCACGUGAAGUUGGUGCUGUAUGAAGCUGUAUGCUGCAUGUAGUUUUGAGGUUUUGGUGGUUCAGUAUGUUGGGUUCUCAUUUAACAGGGAAAGACUUAAUCCACAUAUUUCUACUACAUGUGCAUUUUUAGUGUUAAAGCCAUUACGUUUUUACUAUGUUACCUAAAAAUAAAGUGCAAUAUGUUAUAUUGUGCAUAAUUGUUGCUAAAGCGGGGAAUUUAUGGGCACAUGCUGACUAUGGUUUUUGUUUACAUGUGUAUUUAAAGGUGUUUUAUUUAGUAACGCGUUUUUUUGUGUUUUAAUAUAAUGUUCAAAAUGUUACUGUUCUUUUUAUUAAUGGGUGUCAGAGGACAUGACGAUUAGACUGCACUAAAGGGAUAUGGCCAUUCUGUGAAUGACUGUAUAAGAAAGCAAAUAAAUUCCUGUUCAAAUCAA
Molecule: messenger RNA, 4248 nt
Organism: Astyanax mexicanus (Mexican tetra)
Lineage: Eukaryota; Metazoa; Chordata; Actinopteri; Characiformes; Acestrorhamphidae
Gene: sack1b
Product: family with sequence similarity 83 member B
Exons: 5
Coding region: 274-3063 (929 amino acids)
Biological process (GO): epidermal growth factor receptor signaling pathway
Cellular component (GO): cytoplasm; membrane
Source: RefSeq, a predicted model, not a curated record